Populus trichocarpa (black cottonwood) is the source of this 687-nucleotide messenger RNA. RefSeq lists its product as uncharacterized. Bases 1 to 687 code for a protein of 228 amino acids. The record is from RefSeq and is a predicted model, not a curated record. The transcript has 2 exons. Lineage: Eukaryota; Viridiplantae; Streptophyta; Magnoliopsida; Malpighiales; Salicaceae.
AUGGGAUGGUUGCAAAAAGGAUUGGAGGAUAUAGACGAAGCUCAUUCCGAAACUAGUGAAAUAAGAGGAGCAAAAAAGUUUAGGCAAGCUGGUAUCGAACCAUCUUUACGUAUGAAGUUCGACAGAAUGUUCUCGAACAUUAUUGCUACUGGAGAGUAUGUAUGGGCACCAUCGUCUGGAGUCCUCUGUGAUGAUAAUGUUGGUGUUGAUGAGGAUCCAAAUGCCAAUGAGGAACAACCUGAUUUGGAAGAAGGAAGUGGUGAUUCAGAAGAGGAUGAAAUUCUAAAUUUCACCGAUGAUGUUUGCAACAUGGUUAGAGAGGUUAAUAUGUCCAACAUUAGCAACACACGCAGCAGUGGGAAGAGAAAAGAAAGAGAACAUUCUGAGGUUCAAGAUGGGAAAAAAAAAAGAAGUUCUGGAAUUGGGUUGCAACUAUUGUCACGGUGGGAUCAAAUGGUUGACAGCAUGUCAAACAAUAGUGAUUCAACAUCUAUCAGUAGAGAUAGGAAAGGGUGUAGUAUUCCUGAGGUUAUGACCGAGCUUUACUCAAUUGAAGGAGUUCGUAUCGGUGAUGAUUUUCAUGGGUUUGCUACUGAGUUUUUAGGUUUGAGAAGGAAUAGAGAAAUGUGGUCAACUAUGGGUAAUCUUGAAAACAAGAUGAAAUGGUUGCAGAGAGUGUAUACAUGA